UGCCCCGGGAAGCUGCUCGGCCGCGCCAGCCACGGAACGGGCUUCGCCGCCGCCGCCGCCGCCCCGUCUCUGCCAGUGGUAGCCGGCGGGCUCCAGCGCCAUGAGGCCGAGGUGAGCUUCUUCUCCUGAGCUGCCUCUCUCUUUGGCUGCUCCAGCUGACCCACAGAGGUGGGGGAAUUUGGGAUCCCUCCGGAGGGGAGCUCUUGGCUGCUUCAAGGGCAGGAGAAUGAGUGGACAGCGUGUGGAUGCCAAAGUUGUGAUGCUGGGCAAAGAGUACGUGGGCAAGACCAGCUUGGUGGAGAGAUAUGUUCACAAUCGCUUCCUGGUGGGACCCUAUCAAAAUACAAUAGGUGCUGCAUUUGUGGCCAAGGUGAUGCCCGUGGGAGGCCGGACAGUGACCUUGGGAAUCUGGGAUACAGCUGGCUCGGAGAGGUAUGAGGCCAUGAGCCGGAUAUACUACCGUGGGGCAAAAGCUGCCAUCGUAUGUUAUGAUCUUACUGAUAGCAGCAGUUUCCAGAGAGCAAAAUUUUGGGUGAACGAGCUGCAGAACUUUGAGGAGAACUGCAGGAUCUAUUUGUGUGGCACUAAGAGUGACUUGUUGGACGAGGAUAGGCGAAGGCGGGGAAUUGAUUUCCAUGAUGUUCAGGACUAUGCUGAUGCGAUCAAAGCUGAGCUAUUUGAAACCUCGAGUAAGACCGGGCAGAAUGUGGAUGAACUCUUCCAGAAGGUGGCUGAGGAUUAUGUGCAGUUCGCUGCCUUUGAGAUGACAGAGGAAAAAGGAGUCGAUCUGAGCCAAAAGAGCAGCACCACCUACUUCUACAGCUGUUGCCAUCACUGAAUUCUAUCCUUAUUUUGCCAAAAGCAGCACUCCCGUUUGAGAAGCACAGCAAUUAGUCAGCACUGGAGAGUCACUGCAGAACAGGGGUUUGUCUAGGCCUUCUCCUGCAACAGCUCUGCUCAGUCACAACUCCCAUUGAGGCACUCUCCAGAGUCAGCAAGCAGCAUGCCUGAGGAUGAAGCAAUACAGAUCGCUUGGAGAAACAUAAUCUUCCCCCUCCGGCUCAUGUUAGCACUGCUCAAGACUAAUUUCCUCUCUUAUUUGAUGUUACUUCUCAUCUAAUGGAGUGGGAAGAGCCCUCCAACGCAAGCCCUUUCAAACACAACACACAGGGGUAGUCUGCUAAGCUUGUACAGAAGUAGUUCUCUCCAAAAUACUACUGACACAUUUAAAAGCACCACACCACGCAGUAUAUCAACAUGUGAUUAAGAGGGGCAUCCUUCUCCAGCUGCCCCAGGGAUCAUCUUUCCAGAGAAGUAGGGGAAAGUUCUCUGUGACGCUGCUCAAGAGAACUGGGAGGAAAGGCACUCGCCUGCCCCUCAAGGCAUCUGCAUAGUACUCACUCCCGCAUUCUAGAACUCUGGAUGCUUCCAAGGUGUUGCUCUGCGCAAAUGCAGAACCCAUGUGAUCACAAAGAAGAAUAGUUGCUUGUGCAGGUGCAAGCGUACACUUUCAAAAAGCCACCACAUCAGUAGCGAGAGUGCACGGGGAACUAGGGGCCCAUAGAGACGCUGAUCCCUACCUCCCUGAAAAAGGACAGAGUUUGGGAACUUAGGAGGCAAAGUUGUGGCCAUCAUUAAUGGAUGGUGUCCAUGUAUGCUUAUGCCACAAUAAAUUUGCUUGUCUUUAACGUGCCACAA
Elgaria multicarinata webbii is the source of this 1698-nucleotide messenger RNA. It is a transcript of the gene RAB24, whose product is annotated as RAB24, member RAS oncogene family. Bases 227 to 838 code for a protein of 203 amino acids. Gene Ontology annotation, cellular component: endosome; Golgi apparatus. Gene Ontology annotation, molecular function: GTP binding; GTPase activity. NCBI's taxonomy places the organism in Eukaryota, Metazoa, Chordata, Lepidosauria, Squamata, Anguidae. The transcript is spliced from 10 exons. The record is from RefSeq and is a predicted model, not a curated record.